Messenger RNA from Zea mays, 1097 nucleotides. RefSeq names its product Alba DNA/RNA-binding protein. Lineage: Eukaryota; Viridiplantae; Streptophyta; Magnoliopsida; Poales; Poaceae. The transcript has 5 exons. Gene Ontology annotation, cellular component: nucleus. The coding region runs from base 79 to 675 and encodes 198 amino acids. The record is from RefSeq and is marked validated. Gene Ontology annotation, molecular function: RNA binding.
CGUCCUCUCUCCAUCGGCCAUCUCUGGCGCAUGAUCGAACCGCACGACCGAGGCAGCAAGUGACUCGCAGACAGCACCAUGCAGGCGAUGCGUCCGGCCGCGGAGGGGGAGGCACAGGAGCAGGCGGUGAGGGCGGAGGCGGACGAGGUGAAGAGGGAGGUGGCGAAGGCGCACGAGGAGGAGGAGGCGGUGCCUGAGGAGAAAGACGUGGCGGUUGUAGGGGAAGAGGCGGAGGCGGAGGCGGAGACGGAGACUGAAGGCGAGGCGGAGGCAGAGGUCGAGGUCGAGGCCGAGGUCGAGGUGGAGGCGGAGGCCGGUGCAUCGUCUGCGAAGAAGAACCGUAUCCAGGUGUCCACCAACAAGAAGCCGCUCUAUUUCUACGUCAAUCUCGCCAAGAGGUACAUGCAGAACUACGACGAGGUUGAGCUCUCCGCUCUGGGGAUGGCCAUUGGUACCGUGGUGACCGUCGCUGAGAUCCUCAAGAACAAUGGCCUCGCCACUGAAAAGAAGAUCCUCACAUCAACCAUCGGCACCAAGGAUGAGGCGAAGGGCCGGCUUGUCCGUAAAGCCAAGAUCGAGAUCCUGCUGUGCAAAUCAGAGAACUUCAACAGCAUCAUGUCGAGCAAGAAGUCCGAGCGCCCGAAGCCGCCCGCCGAGGAAGAGAUCAAGGUGUGAUCUAUCCGACCAACGAACUUCUCCAUCGGCCAGCGCAGCAUGCAUGCAGAGGGCCUUCUUCCCUAGCUAGCUAGCUAGCUAAGCUCCCCUGUUCCAUUUCCAGAGGCUGGCAGCUCACCACACAGCUCAGCUCGGAUUAUUGAUAAUGGGGCAUCGCGGCAGUCUGAUUAAGUACUAGUAAAUCAUUCAUGUCAUGCAUGGCACAUUAAUUACCUUAUUAUUAGUCCUUGCUGAGAUGGAUCAGAUCUUGUGAGUUAAGUAAAGCAUGCAAGAUAUGUCGACAGACACUACAUGAGAUGACACGGUUCUACAACUCUACCGGAGUCUCUAGUUUGUUCUGCUUCUGCAUGCCUUUGGCGUAAUGUAAACGAACGCUAAGGUUUCUGUAAUUUUGCUGCUGUCGCGCUGGCAGUUUGGUUCCA